UUCGACGCAUCGCUUGCUAAGCAUAAGCUUGUUGAGAAGUCUUUGUGUUGCUCAUCGUUUGCAAGAAUGUCAGGACGUGGUAAAGGUGGCAAAGCUAAGGGAAAAGCGAAGUCUCGCUCCAACCGUGCUGGAUUGCAGUUUCCUGUCGGACGUAUCCAUCGGCUCUUACGCAAAGGCAAUUACGCCGAACGUGUAGGUGCCGGUGCUCCAGUUUACCUGGCAGCUGUAAUGGAAUAUCUCGCAGCUGAAGUGUUGGAAUUGGCGGGAAACGCUGCACGUGAUAACAAGAAGACUAGAAUCAUUCCCAGACAUCUACAACUUGCCAUCCGUAAUGACGAGGAGUUGAACAAACUCUUAUCUGGUGUUACUAUCGCUCAAGGUGGUGUACUGCCGAACAUCCAAGCAGUCUUACUGCCCAAGAAGACCGAGAAGAAAGCCUAACAAGCAAAAAUUAUAAACGGCCCUUUUUAGGGCCACCAAUUUUAACGAAGAACAUCUUAUUCGCAAUUCUGUCUCCUUACAAUUACCAUAUAUUCAAUACAAAUAUGAAAAUAUAAUCUUUCCUGAAACCAUAUAAUUCUUCAUACAAAGAAUUUAAUAAAUCUAUAUAAAUAUCUUUAGAUAUAUACAGUUACACAUAUUGACUUUAAAUAUUUUUAUACGUAUUAGCUUCAAAUAUUUUUCGUUUUUUUGUAAUUAUUAUAUGUACAUUACUAAUUUUAAUUAUAGUUACAAUUAACCAAGUUCCAAGUAUUUUUUUAUUUUAUAUUUAUAUCGUACUGUUAAUAUUUUUAAAAUACUUAUACUAAUUUCGAUAUAAUUACAUUGAUAUGAUAACAUUAAACAAUCACAAGAAAGCUUUUAUCAGGCCUAAAAAUGUAUUAUUUUAAUUAUACUGCAUAAUUAAUUAUGAUUGUACCGUACAAUUUAAGUAACAUUAAAGUAUAAAUAUGGAAACAAAUAUUUCUUUCGAAAUAACCGUCGUUGAAAGAAUCGAAACAACAGUUUGUUUAUCUUUCAUACAAUAUCAUAUUCUGUAUUCUUAAUAUCAUGAACUUAUUGCUGUAAAUACAAUCCGCUUAUUUGUCAAUACGCAACGUUCAGUCAGCGCUUAUAGGAGAAUGCAAGAAAAACAAUGUUGUAACUUGAAUUUAAAAUACUUAUGUCACAAAAAGCAAAGAACAAGGUUAUUAUGUUAUUUUCUGUAAUAUCAACAUUACCAAAUAUAAGAAACCGAAGUCGAUGUCAUAAGUGAAUCAAUCACAUCCAUAUGUAUCAAAGUCAUGCAUAUAAGUAAAAAUGUAACCAAUAUCGACUGUGUAAAACGCUAUAUUAAACGGGAAUAUUUAAGUCUUAA
Odontomachus brunneus is the source of this 1357-nucleotide messenger RNA. RefSeq names its product histone H2A-like. Gene Ontology annotation, cellular component: nucleosome. Gene Ontology annotation, molecular function: DNA binding; structural constituent of chromatin; protein heterodimerization activity. The record is from RefSeq and is a predicted model, not a curated record. The transcript has a single exon. The coding region runs from base 67 to 441 and encodes 124 amino acids. Lineage: Eukaryota; Metazoa; Arthropoda; Insecta; Hymenoptera; Formicidae.